UUUUAAUUUACCUUUCAUUAAAAUAUGAAUCUAUUAUUGUAUGAAAAACUUAUUUUUCAUGGAAUUUGAAACAUUAGAACAUUGUUUAUGUGAAUAAUUAUUUAUAAUUUUGUUUGGAAAACCUUGAGAAAUGAGACUGUAAUUUAAAAUUUCAGAUGAGCACAAGACAGUAAUGUUUGAUGCAAUGUUAUUAGUAUCCUAGACUUCUUAAUUGAAAUUCAUUAAAAGUUAUCAGAGACAAUGUCAGUUACAAAUUAUCAAAUAAUUGAUCAAGUUUCUGACAUGGACCAUGAGCCAACAUUUCGAUAUGGAAAUAAGCUCAAGCAUUACCUGAGUUACAUAACCGUCGAGCCCACUAUGGUUCUCUAUAUGAUGGCUUUCAUGACAACCAGCGUAGUGGAGCAAUCAUUUUACAUAUAUAAAGCGUGCACAGUAAACCACGGCUAUAAUGAAACAAUAUGCAACAAUAUUAAUGAUAAGAAGUACGAAAAUAUAACCAAAGAAGUCCAGUUGACAUCAGCUACUUUCCACAUGUGGAAUAGCAUUGCUGGUCAUGCUGCUCCAAUAGUAUUAGCUUUUUUCAUGGGAGCUUGGUCUGAUAAACGAGGAAGAAAAUUACCUCUCCUUCUAGGCCUUUUCGGUAAACUCUACUUCUCUGCUAUGAUAGUGGUGAACACUCUAAAAAAGGAUUGGCCAGUUGAAUAUGUGAUAUAUACGGCAACUUUUCCUUCAGCUCUCACUGGAGCAGAUGUAGCUAUUUUUUCUGCAGCUAUUACAUAUCUUGUCGACGUGUCUUCUCAGAAAAACAGAACCAUAAGGGUGACUAUUCUGGAGGUGUGCUACUUAGCAACAAUGCCCACAGGUGUAGCUUUAGGAUCCUACCUCUUCAGAAAGGUGCUAAACCAGUCAUAUACAUACAUGUUCCUCAUCAAUACAACCCUAAUGCUAUCUGCCGUCAUAUAUACGUUGCUAAGGUUGGAAUGGAGAAGCAGCCCUACACAAAAACCUCUGUCAGAGGCUAACAACAUAUUCCUAGACUUCUUUGACUACAAUCAUGUCAAGGAUACUAUCCAAACUCUCGGUAAGAAACGUCCAGAUAACAAGAGAAGAUUCCUCCUCAUGCUGAUUGUUAUGACGGCCCUGUAUGUUUUUCAACGAGACGAACGAGAAGUGAUGUACAUGUACUGCCAGCUAGCCUUCAAUUGGACCUUGAAUCAGUUCAGCACUUUUCGUACAUUCCAAUCAGGUCUACAAGAUCUCGUUCUAUUGUUUGCCAUUCCGGUGAUGAGCAGGUUGUUUGAUUGGAGGGACACUGUCAUUAUCAUGAUUGGAGCUGCUGCACACACGACUGCUAGGGUGUUUUAUUCUACUGCCAAAGAGACGUUAGCGUUUUAUAUAGGGGGUGUUUUUGCCUCGUUUGGACCCAUUGUUGCACCUGUUGUAAGAUCAUUGGUUUCUAAAAUAGUGACAAGUUCAGAGAAAGGAAAGGCAUUCUCAGUUCUUGCUGCAGCUGAUAACGCUAUACCAUUAAUAUCUGGAGUAUGUUAUAGUGCUUUGUACUCCGCUACCAUACACAGCAAUCCACAUGCCAUUUUUUACUUGACAAUGGCGACGCAGAUUGGUGUAUUUAUACUAAUUCUGUACAUACAUAUGAAAACUGACAAAGGUGAGUUCGAAGUAGAGAUGAAAGAAAGCAUCAAACCUUCGGAUGGAGAAACUGAUAGGCAAGAAACAAACAGAGAGCGGUAACCACUAGAGAAUUAUUAGAAGAAAAUGACUUGGACAUAUUGAAUCUCAUUUUUGUGAAAGGAGUUCUUUCCAUAGUGAAGAGAGUUUUAGGUGCAAAAUAAGAAAAAUUAUCAUUGAAAACGAAAAUCAAUAAACAAGAUAAAAACAGUGGUCAUCAUUAUUAAUGUGUAUGACUGCAAAUCAAAAGAUAACUCUAUCUGACAAAUGAUUACUUUGAUAGGUAAAUAUGGAACCUCUGGAAUAAAAUGAAUCUAGAACGAUUUUCCAAUACUAGACGCGCAUUUCGCUAACCAAGUCAGCAUCAUCAGGUGAUGGAAAGGUCAAUUUCAUCUUCUGAUAAAUAAUUACUGAAUUGACUAAUUGGAGACUGAAAUUGGGAGGACUUUCAUUGUGUACUAAAUUUAAUUAUGAAAAUUAUAUACUAAAUUGAGUGAAGUCAUAUUACUAUCAUACCAUGCACAUUUGAUAGGUAGAACUUUGGGGUAAAAUAAAUAUAAUGAAAACACUUCAACUACAUCCAGAACUAAAACUUCGGCAUUCCAUCAUCCCCUGAUGAUGCAUUUUUGGAUAGUGUGCAUUAUGAAAUAGUGCUUCAGUUUUGGUAGAGAAUAUGUAGGUUUGAUAUAUUUAUAUUCAAGUAUUUCCACAAUAAACUGCCAUUUUUGAGUUAAAUGUAAUAAAAGGGUAUACCUAAUUCCUAAUUAGCUGUUCUGUAUCUUUUCCUGAGAGAUCGAAUCACUUCCUCCUUGAUCGCUCGCUCUGUUCAAUGUUUGUUGAUCAGGAAAAUCGGUCAGCAUCUGUGAAAUAUGAUUCAAGUUGGCUGUUGACUUCCCAACAACUUUUUUAUCAACAGCUCAACAGCUGUUGAAAUCUCUUAAUUUCAAUGAAGGCAAAUGCUUCCGAAACAUCAUUCCUUCUCAAUAAUAACA
Molecule: messenger RNA, 2678 nt
Organism: Leptinotarsa decemlineata (Colorado potato beetle)
Lineage: Eukaryota; Metazoa; Arthropoda; Insecta; Coleoptera; Chrysomelidae
Product: probable peptidoglycan muropeptide transporter SLC46
Biological process (GO): transmembrane transport
Cellular component (GO): membrane
Molecular function (GO): transmembrane transporter activity
Source: RefSeq, a predicted model, not a curated record